AUGGCUCCCAGGAUAGCUGCCCGGGAACCACGGCGAGGACCAGCAACUAAUCCGACCGCAGAACUCGCAACCGAAUCCACUGCUUUUCCUGACCGACCUGACUCUUCAACUGUUCACAAGCUUUACCAACGUAACGCCACAACGAAACGACCGGGCCAACAGCCUUUUCACAAUACGGAUACCAAGAAACCCUCCGCCAAAGAAGCGCUAAGCGAAAUUCUUGGGAAUUUUCGGAAAUGCCUGUACCUGGAAUCCACAAGUCAAAAUUACAACGAAAAGGGUAGCUUCAAAACACUGGGAGAGGUAACCGAGGCGACUACCAGGCGACGCGAGGGCUCAGCCCAGCCCGGCCCCCCGGCCUCUGCGAACACCUUCCUCCCGCGGCGCGGCGGCUCCGGCAAGCCGCGAAAAGCCACUCGGGAAGCCGCUCGCUCACCUCUGACCCCGGCCAAGAUCUCGCGCGCCUACCAGUCCGCGGCGGGCACGCCACUCUCCCCUCCUCCCCCCGCCCACCUGGGCGGGACGCAGCCGCGCUGGGCCUCAGGACCGCGCCGCUGGCUCGGCCGGGACGCGACGCGCGGCCAAUGGCCCCGCGCAGCAAGCCGCACGCUCGCCCCCACGCCCCCUCGCGGGCGUGUCGCAGCUCAACCGAAGGCCUGCUCCGCGCCUGCACUUCCGACGGGCGCGCUGGGCGGGGCGAGUUGGGGCCUGAGGGCGGAAGAGGUGGAGCUGAGGGGGCCGGGCGGCCCUGAGGAAUCUGGGCCGGCGGCUGGCGUCGCCGGGGCGGGUCCCCUCAGAGCCCUUGGGGACUCGUGCCGCGAAGGGGGCGGCGCCCACAGGCUCCUUCGCUGCCAGGGCCUCCAGCUCCGUAGAAUGCGAGGGGUUUCAAAGUUGGAAGGCAGAGAAAUACAGAACUGAUGAUGCAACUUUAUUUGGAAAAGGGAUUUACAUUCCAGUGAGAUGAUUGUAGAAAAUGCUCUGUAGAGUGUGACUCACAGAGAGAAAGAAAAGCAGAGACACAGGCAGAGGGAGAAGCAGGCUCCAUGCAGGAAGCCCGAAGUAGGACUCAAUCCGGGGAUCUCCAGGAUCACACCCUGGGCUGAAGGCGGCGCUAAACCACUGGGCCACCGAGACUGCCCUAAUUUCACUUAUUUACUCAUGUUUAUACAAAUACUAAAUGCAGACAACUAAAACAAAUAACAUUUUUUUUCCUUUUCUGAUAAGGAUAAGUGAUCAUAGACAGUUUCAAAUGAAACUAUCUGAAGAAUUCAUUUUUGGAUAGAAACAUUGAAAUUUUCAGUCUCCAUCACUGUUCAUUGUUACUCUCGUUAAAUUUCAUUGGA
This is a messenger RNA of Nyctereutes procyonoides (raccoon dog), 1343 nucleotides long. Its product is annotated as translation initiation factor IF-2-like. Lineage: Eukaryota; Metazoa; Chordata; Mammalia; Carnivora; Canidae. Bases 1 to 918 code for a protein of 305 amino acids. The transcript has 5 exons. The record is from RefSeq and is a predicted model, not a curated record.